GCAUCGUUUUGGGCCAUGGAUUUGCUAUCAAGAAUUUACCUAUACAGAAUUGUGCACAAGCCCCGGCCGAAACGCGCACCAAAAACACGCCAAUCACUUUGCAAAUCCCCGUAGGUGCACCACCUCUAAGGUGUGCGCGCGCAACUGAGCCAUGGCAGAUUAUGAAGUGAACCUGUACGCUCGGUACGAGGCGCGGCUGCUAUCAGGCCAGUCCUUCAAGCCCACAAUCAUUCCCGCCGUCAUCAUCACGGGGUUCCUGGGCAGCGGAAAGACCACUCUCGUCCAACACGUGCUGCGGAACAGGGGCGCACUGCGCAUUGCGGUGCUGAUCAACGAGGUGGGGCGAGUGGACGUUGACUCGGAGCUGGUCAACGCCAAGCAGAGCAAUGCGGCUCUGGGGCUGCCGGCGACGGACCUCAGCGGCGGCUGCAUCUGCUGCUCCCGCUCGGAAGACCUGGCGGCGGCGCUGCGGCGGCUGAGGGCGCCGCCGGCGGCCGCGGGGCCAGGCGGCGGCGGCGGCGCCACUGCGGCGGAUGCGGCGCCGUGUGACUACCUCCUGGUCGAGACGUCGGGUGCCGCGGACGCGGGCCCCCUGGCCGAGGCGCUGGUGGAGGCGGGCUUUCGGCUGGACGCGGUGGUUGCCGUGGUGGACGCAGAGGCGGGGCCGGAGGCGCUGAAGCACCCCGUGGCGCGGGCGCAGGUGUGCUGCUCCGAUGUGGUGGUGCUCAACAAGUGCGACCUGGUGGCGGGCGGGACGGGCAGCGGGCUGGGCGCCAUGUCGGACCUGGAGGACGCGCUGUCCGACAUGGCGCCCGGCGUGCGGGUGGUGCGGGCGCGGUACGGCGAGGUGCCUCUGACCACCGUGUUGGACGUGGUGCCGGUGGAGGCGGCAGCCGCAGCCGCACAAGCGCCAGCAGCCGCAGCCACCUCAGCGGCAACCAAUGCCGCUGGCGGUGGUGGUGGCGGCGGCGGCGAGGGCUUCAUGUCACAUGAGUCAAUGCCUAGCAUCACCACUACCGGCGGCGGCUACCGCCUCGCCACAGGGCCCCUCACCGCAGACGGUCUUGCGGUGGGCAGUGCCCGCCACACCAAGCGACGCGCCGCGCCGCUGCCGCUGCCACCCAUCCCGCCACCCGGCGCCCGUGGUGGCAGCGGCACAACGCCAGCAGGGCCUGCCGACCCGCACCACCACCACCACCACGACCACGACCAUCACCAACAGGAGGGCCACGAGCACACGAGGCACCCACACGACCCCCACAGCGACGCGCACCCUGGCAGUAGCGCCUCAGCGUCUGACGCACAUGCGCACGCACACGCACACGCACAUGCACAUGCGCAGCUUCACAGCGGCUUCUUCACCGAGUCGGUGGUGGCGGGGGAACGGCCGUGCAGCCUGGUGACCUUUGCAGACUUUGUCACAAGGCGCCUGGUGCGGGAGCCAGCGCUGCUGCGCAGCAAGGGCGUGCUGUGGUUCGGCGAGCGGCGGGCGCAACGCUUCACCUUCCACCUCAGCGGCCGGCGGCGGGUGGAGCUGAGCCAGGAGGGGCCGUGGGAGGGGCCGCCCAGCUGCAGCAUCGUUUUCAUAGGCACGGACGCGGCAGCCAUGGCGGCGUUGCGGCAGAGGUUUGAGCAGGAGGUGUUGGGCGCCGACAACACAAUGGUGGCGGAGGCAGAGGCGGAGGUGGAGACAGGGGCGGAGGCGGUGGUGGAGGCGGAUCCAGAAGCGCAGGCAGCAGUGGCGGUGCUGGGGGAGUGCAUUGCGGCGAAUGACAAGAUGGAGCUGCUGCCGGCGGCACCUGCCGCGCGCCCCACCUCUGGUGCGGGGCAGUCACACGUCAGCAGUAGUGGCGGCGGCGGCGGCGGGCGGCUUGUGGGCUUCACCCUGCGGAGCUCCCCGCUGCACGGCAUCAACGGCGAGGAGCUCAACGCGGAGCUGGUGCGGCGAGCCAACGCCGACGGCAGCGGGUUGCUGCUGCUGGCGGCCGUGACGGCGCCCGGCUCCAUCAGUGCCGUGACGGGCGUGCAGGCGCGAGACAGGGUGCAGAGCUUGUUGGUGGCGGCGGUCGCAACCCCAGCAGCUGCGCAGCAGCAGGCGGAGGCGCUGAUGGCAGCGGCGGAGCCGAUCCUGCGAAAGGCGUGGGGGCACGUGCACAACUGCAAGUGCGACGUGGCGGGGGCUGUGCAGGCGCUGCAGCGCUGAUGCUUCAUGUGUCCAUGAGGCCUAGAGGCGAAGCUGGUGACUUGUCACGGCUUGUGGGAGUUUACAGUUGCAAUGCGUUUUUGUCCGCACUCGCGCAGCACGGUGGCUGUGACAGCCCUGGUGCAAGUCAGGGUUGCACUGUACUAGCCAUUUUCUUAUAAUACGCGUAUUAAUACGCAGUACACAGCUUUCUAGUACAAUACACCAUAAUUCACUUAUAAUACGCCGGCGAGCAAGGGUUAGUACGUGCUAUAGUACGUCCCAUGCAACCUAUGCCCGGUCCCAUUGCAAAUUUCGCUCUCCGUGUUCCUCCUUAGUAUCCUUCCCUGUAUCCUACUAUACAUUACCAUACUCGAGGCCGUUACAGCUCGCUAUGCUGUUGGAAACGCAUACUUGUUAGUAAAUGUCGAGAAAUGAGCGGAGUGACAACUGCGCAGCCUUUUUGCCUACUGUUUGGCCAUCAAGUAUAUCCAUCCAGAGCUCCAUUGCGCGUAUCCAAUAGGGCAGGCUCGGUUCGCGCAUCGCAUCGGCCAUCGUGUCACUGAUAUCAGGCUUUUGGUUGUGAGCAACUACACACACAGAAUCAUAUUAUGCUUAAGACGUUGCC
Molecule: messenger RNA, 2810 nt
Organism: Chlamydomonas reinhardtii
Lineage: Eukaryota; Viridiplantae; Chlorophyta; Chlorophyceae; Chlamydomonadales; Chlamydomonadaceae
Exons: 11
Coding region: 152-2203 (683 amino acids)
Cellular component (GO): cytoplasm
Source: RefSeq, a predicted model, not a curated record